This is a messenger RNA of Nicotiana tabacum (common tobacco), 796 nucleotides long. RefSeq lists its product as uncharacterized. Lineage: Eukaryota; Viridiplantae; Streptophyta; Magnoliopsida; Solanales; Solanaceae. The record is from RefSeq and is a predicted model, not a curated record.
UAAAAAAAAAUUUACUCUAACUUUUAAGAAAAGCUAAGUCUCCUGAUUUCUCUCAAGGCUUAUCUCCCUCACUCCUCAAAGAAAGUAUAAACCCUAAAUCUCCUAAAUCUCCAUAAACGAAGAUUUGGGGAGAAUAUCAAACUAAAAAUCUACUACUCAUCUCAUGACAAUGUUGGCGUGUGGUGAGGAAGACGAAACCUCGUGAUUCUUAUGAGAUUGUGCAACAAAUAGAUGGCAGUACUGUAGAUUGAGAAAAUCCUUCACAAAAAAAAACGAAAAAGAAUGGAUGAGGCCUAACAUGAAAAGAUCAAAGCUUGAAAUUGAGGUUGGAUCCACUGCAAAGGCUACCAAAUAUGGAUUCCUUCCACCAGGUGCUCUAGCAAAGGGACGAGAGCAAGGGCUAAGAUCAGUGUGCUCUUUAGGAGCGUCUGGGAAUAAGGCGGAAUCCUUCCAUCAAAAUACGUUUCGUACUGCUCAAAGUAUGCCUAAACAUUCUACUUGUGAAGGAAGUCAACGUAUGUUAAUAUCUUCUAAUGGUACAAGAUCAAAUUCUCUCAUAUCUGUUGGUGGUCGAGUGCAAGCAGCAAAGAAAAGCUCCAUAGUUCCUGAAAAAGAGCAGAUGCAAACUAAUUUUUCAUUGCCUCCAUCUACUGAUAUUCUAUUCUCUGCAUCUACAAAGAAAAACUCAUUUGUUCCUAGGAAAGAUCAGAUGCAAACUGAGACUCCAUUUCCUCCACCCACUGAUCAAGUUAUGCAAAAAGUUGAAACAUGUAUGGUUUGACAGAUUUACUUGAGA